CCGAUUGGCCUUUCAUCCUUGUCAAUCAUUGUUGUCACCGCCCUCUGAUAAUGCAGCAUGGGCGAAAAUACCAGAACCAAAAGCUACAGCUGAGGAAGCAGACCGCUCUACUGUUAACGUUUUUGGACGAUUGAACGAAAGUGAUGUUCCAACAAUGCCGAUAGUGGAUAAACUCAAGGAGGCAUUAAAACCUGGUCGAAAGGAGACGGGUGAUGAGGGUGACCUCAACAAACUGUUGGCCUCUUCGGCCAAGAAGGUCCUCUUGCAGAAGAUUGAGUUUGAGCCCGCAAGCAAAGGUUUCUCAUAUCAACUGGACAGCCUGAAGAACAAGUAUGUGAUCCUCAAUCCCCGGAAUGAGGGCGCUACGGGCCAGAAGGCCACAGAGCCUGCCCAAAUAAAGAGGCAAGUCUCAGAGAACUUAGUUGGGGGCCAGAGCGAUGGGAUCCCUGGCCCACAGAAGAUGCUCUUUCCAUGGAACAAGCUUACCCUUAAAUGGGAGCGCGUGUACAGGGUGGGAGCCGGUCUCCACAACCUAGGGAACACCUGCUUCCUCAACUCCACAGUGCAGUGUCUCACCUACACCCCACCACUUGCCAACUACUUACUCUCAAAGGAGCACAGCCGUGCCUGUCACCAGUCAGGCUUUUGUAUGAUCUGUAUAAUGCAGAACCAUAUCAUCCAAGCCUUUGCCAACACAGGCAAUGCCAUCAAGCCUGUCUCCUUCAUCAGAGACCUGAAAAAAAUUGCCAGACAUUUUCGCUUUGGAAGCCAAGAGGAUGCCCAUGAAUUUUUGCGGUACACCAUCGAUGCCAUGCAGAAAGCAUGUCUCAAUGGCUACCCUAAGCUUGACAGGCAGACCCAGGCCACGACGCUGGUUCACCAGAUCUUUGGAGGUUACCUCAGGUCAAGAGUGAAAUGCUCUAUUUGUAAAAGUGUGUCGGACACGUAUGACCCUUACCUCGACAUCGCUGUGGAGAUUCGGCAAGCAGCAAACAUUGUGCGAGCCCUGGAACUGUUUGUUAAACCAGACGUACUCUGUGGAGAGAAUGCCUACAUGUGUGCCAAGUGUAAAAAGAAAGUGCCAGCGACCAAGCGCUUUACAAUCCAUCGGACGUCUAACGUACUGACUGUUUCCCUGAAGAGGUUCGCCAACUUCAGCGGAGGAAAAAUAACAAAGGAUGUUGGUUACCCAGAAUUUCUGAACAUCCGCCCCUACAUGUCUCAGAACUCAGGCGAUCCCAUUAUGUACGGCCUCUAUGCUGUUCUGGUGCACUCUGGCUACAGUUGUCACGCUGGCCACUACUACUGCUAUGUCAAGGCAAGCAACGGGCAAUGGUACCAAAUGAAUGAUUCAAUGGUUCACUCGAGUAACAUCAAAGUGGUCUUGAACCAGCAAGCUUACGUGCUUUUCUACCUGAGGAUCCCUGAAACCAAGAAGAAUGCAGAUGGACAGACCACCAAGCAGGCGAUGUUGCAUCCUGGGAAGAACAGUGUGUCAUCAGAACAGAUAAAGAGGGCCAACCUGAACGGGCCUCUCUCGUCCCCGCAGGUCACAAAGAAACUUGAGCCUGCACAACUGCGCAAGAUCCAGUCUAUGGAUGGCGGUUUGGGCCUGCCCAUUUCCAGGAACGGUGUGAGCUCUCAGCCGAUGCCCAGACUUUCCAACUGGUCGUCGUCCUCCAACGGCCCACCGAAGCUGCCCGGUGGACCCACGGUUAUCGAGGAGCCUUUCAAGAAGCUGAAGAAGCCGUCUCCGCAGAGCCAAGUGCAGUCCCGCAGCAGCACGCCGACCCCUUUCAACAACGGGGUCAGCAGGACGGAGGGAGAUAAAAAGCAAGGCGGGGAGGGCAGAGGCAUGUCAGCGUCUACCUCAUUUAAGUCUUUGUCUGACUCUUCCUCUGCCGACACAUCUGACUCGAAGGAUUCCGUGGGUACCAAAAGUGCGCCAGUAGGAGAGACUCCCUCCACCCCGCGGAAAGGCUCCAAUGGCCUGGCGUCUCCGGCCAAGAGCGUGGAGCGCUCUCAGAGCACAGAGGAGCAGAAGACGGCGAAAAUAAAACCCCCGGCACUCAACAACAUCACGUCUGAAGCCACCAGCGCCAUGUCGCCUCCACCUGCCAAGAAACUGGCCCUGUCAGCCAAGAAGGCUCGCAGCCGGAGACCGAGCAGCAUUGAUGCUCUGCCCCCUUUGCCACGCCAGCUGUCCAGUGACCCCACGCAUCAAAAUCAACUUAACCCCCUCACCUUUGCCUCACCUACUCACAUUCCCAGAGCUGGUCCAUUCCAUUCACCUAAAGUCCACUCAUCGCCUUUUGCCCACUCAAGUGGAUGCUUCAAACAGCAGAGCCCUCAGAAACAGUCCCUUCUCUCCACACCUCAAAAAACAAACGCCAGCCUUUCUCUUAAAACAAACGGGCUUCACAGUGCCGGCCCAAAGAGCCCCAAGUCUUCCAACAACCUCAGCUCCUUGGUCCAAGAACCAGACCUCGACAGCGCUACAGCUCCCAAGGUCAACCAAAAGAAGAAGAAGAAAAAGAAGCGGCGGCAUUCUGAGGUGGAGGGCGACGCAGAGCCAGCGGCAUCCGCAGCUACAGUGACGCAAGCCGACCCCGUGGAAUCAGCCAGCGAGAAGAAGCGAAAGAAGAAAAAGAAAAAGCGAAAGAAGGAGCAUGAAGAUGGAGAGGAAGCUAAGGAGAGGGAGUGCGUCCCGUCUCACCUGGACACAUCAAGCCAGGAAGAGGAUUGGUGCCAGGGUGGCAUGUGGAGUCUUACAUCCCAUCCAGAUACAGAACAGUCUGAACAAAAGCCUCAGUUAGCUGCCAAAACCCCAACGCUUUGCGAGUCAAAUCAGGAAGAACAGGGAAGGGACUCUGUAAAGUUGUUGAAGAAGAAGAAGAAGAAGAAGAAAAAGAAGAUGCAGCUGGACGAGGCUCUGCAGGAUGAAACUUCAGCGUGCUCUGCACCAGAGAGCACUUCUGAGGUGAAGGCCGCAGUCAUUCAGAAUGAUACAGGAGAAAUGCUAAUGUUGAAAAAGAAAUUAAAGGUGAAGAAGAAGAAGAGGCUAAAAGAAGAGGUGAGAAUGUGGGAGGAGAGCCGGCGCUGCUCCAACGGACAGAACGACGAGGCCGAAGAAGUAGAACCCCCUUCCAGCAAGAACACGACGGAGAACGGCAAAAUAAGUAGACAAAGCGCAGCCACGGUGGUAGUGUGGGACAGCCAUGUGAAGGACGGCUACAAACGCAGCCAGGCGCCAGCGGCUGAUGGAGAAGAGUCGGGAGACGCCCCGACCCGUGCUGCUCCUGUAGCCUGGGACGGGAAAAAGACAAGCGGGGUGGUAGAGGAGCUGCUCAAGAACGCCACAGAUAAGGCCUAUGGAGCCAACGUCCUCAGUUGGGAUGGAGAGGUCUCCGCUAUUAGUAGAGAUGCUGCCGAUGAUGUCCGCAACGCCAUGUGUGACACUGUGAUCGACGAGUGGGAUGAAGACUUUGACAGGGGAAAGGUGAAGAAAAUGAAAAACUAUAAAAGAGAGAAGUGGAGAAGUGGCAGCAGCAUCUUCCAGAAGAUCCAGGACAGGCGGAGCAAGUGGUCUGUAACACCAGGAGGGAAGAGAGGUUUUGGAGUCCGUCGCUGAGAGUCCAGAUUUGCUGUUGAGGUCAUGCUGACUGGAUAUCAAGACAACAAUACUGUAUACCAAACUUCUGUACCCUUUUUUCCUCUCACUUGUUUUUUAAUCUCUCUGUCUUGUGUUGAGACCCAAAUUCCUGAAUUAGAUGAGUUAAUUUCAAACGCAGCACAGACUACCUUGACAAGUCUCAAUCUCAAUUUUAAACAAACCUGAAAUGUUGGCUUCAGUAAUGACAAAUCCCCUUUUAAUCCAAAUACAACAGUGAGUGGCUCAAGCCUUUCUAUGCAUGCAGGAUGUAACAGAAACCCCUACACCUUCAUGGAAAAUGAAUAUGAAAAGGAAUAUUUUGGCCUCCUUUUUAUAGCCUUUGUUAUUAAAACCCAACAAUCUUGAGCUACUAUGAAAUGACCAUAUUUGGGACGGGUAGGUAUUGUUCUUGUCUUGUAUUGGAAAUUGUCUCAGAGCAUGCUUUUGCAGACAUAAGGGCUCAGUUAGUUGGACAUUUUUAAACCUUCUCCUGGAAGUAUUCUAUACCAAAUUACAAAGAUCCAAAAUUCUUUAUUAAUUAGAAACUUAUAUAUCAUUUUAGAUUUUUAUGAUUUUCCUGUUUUAUACCUUUAUCGGCCGACAUUUUAUUUUUGCUGCCGUGUCUGUGCCACGUGGCUUGUUUUUAAGGACCAUAUUUUGCCUGCAUAUUGUUGGUAAAAUUGAGCUCUAAAAUUGCCACUACUUUCUAAAUAUGCAUGUCUAAAUCGGUUCAAAAGAUUUACGAAAGGUGAAUUUUGUUUUUAGUUGUUCUAGCUUUUGGUUAUAUACCUUCUUUUUUUUUUUUUUUUUUUUUUUUUUUUGCUCCUUCCCGCUCAUUUUAGAUUUAAUGUGGAUACAUUUUCGGGCCACAGAAAAAUGCUCUGCAGAAUACCGUUUGUGGUCGUGUUGACUUUGAAGAACAAUGUAUUGGAUGCUAUAAAUAUCACCACACCUCCUGUUUAUCUGGAUGUUAUUGUUUUCCGACAACUCGUAGUGCAACGUGCAUGUUGCGGAAUAGAAAUUGGGGUUGUUGGCAGGAACGGUCGUCAGCCCAGCGUUCAGAAGCUCUGUGUGGAGAUUUGACCUUUUCACAGACUGUUCUUCACCAAUGUCCUGAAAUAAAAGGGGUUACAUUUUAUACUUGAGGCACUGUGUUAUAAUGGGACUGCCACAUGCUAAUAAUUUAUUUCCCCCUUGUAUCUUAUAUCUCUAUGCAAUUUUCUGAUGCUCAUGCUGGUCACCUAGAAACUGGGCCAAGUCUCAGGAACCCAGACAACCUGUAUCUCAUCUUCAUCUCUGAUCAGACCCCUCCCCCCCGUUUCAUAUCGGAGUAGAACCACAAUUGUUUUGCAUCCUGUACAUCCUGUAGAAAUUGUUUUAUACAAAGUAUUUCAGGUGUGGAAACCAUGGGAUCAUCUUGCACCAAUCCUGACACAGAUGCGUAGAGAAACUAGCGUUAUAACAAAAAUGCUUUGCCAGCGUAGAAGCCUGUACAGUCCAUCUUGUGCUACCCAUUUCCCUCCCAACGCUGUAAAGAUUUGCCCACGCAUUUCUUUUCAUUCUAGAGAUGUUGCCUUGAAUUGGCUAUUAAAAAAAAAAAAGUAUAGGAUUUAAUGUUAUAAAUAAUUUAAAGAAGAAAAGACACAGAUCUUUAAUGUGCUACUAAUACUCAAUCAGUUGGUGGAUGUUGACUUGAGAAAUUAUCUGCAAAUGUGUUAGCUCAUUUGUGUGUAAAGAGAGUUGGAUGUCUUCAUGCAAGGCCUCCCCCAUGUCACUGUAGUGUGUGUGUGUGUACAGUACAAGAGACUACGACGGUCUAAUUUCCAUAGGACGUGUUUGUCGGCUGUGAAAUCGACAGAGGGUGUGACUCUCAAACUGACGGAGAGGAACAUUUACCAGUGUGAACGGACGGUCCACAUGUUUGCAUUGACGGCUCUAUAUUUUGCACCACUUUUUCUGACCAGGGAAGAUACCUUUCAUACUGAAAGUGGCUCUUACCACACUAUAGUUAACUAAAGGUGCAAUAAAGUUGUGACUUUUGUGA
This is a messenger RNA of Cottoperca gobio, 5696 nucleotides long. It is a transcript of the gene usp36, whose product is annotated as ubiquitin specific peptidase 36. Gene Ontology annotation, biological process: protein deubiquitination; regulation of apoptotic process. Lineage: Eukaryota; Metazoa; Chordata; Actinopteri; Perciformes; Bovichtidae. The transcript has 20 exons. The record is from RefSeq and is a predicted model, not a curated record. Gene Ontology annotation, molecular function: cysteine-type deubiquitinase activity. Gene Ontology annotation, cellular component: nucleus; cytosol. The coding region runs from base 155 to 3631 and encodes 1158 amino acids.